This is a messenger RNA of Lampris incognitus (smalleye Pacific opah), 2365 nucleotides long. RefSeq names its product aspartoacylase (gene aspa). NCBI's taxonomy places the organism in Eukaryota, Metazoa, Chordata, Actinopteri, Lampriformes, Lampridae. Gene Ontology annotation, molecular function: hydrolase activity, acting on carbon-nitrogen (but not peptide) bonds, in linear amides; hydrolase activity, acting on ester bonds. The coding region runs from base 441 to 1379 and encodes 312 amino acids. The record is from RefSeq and is a predicted model, not a curated record. The transcript is spliced from 6 exons.
UCGGCAUCAGCCCGGCGGCACCCAAAUCUCUUCCCGACCGACAACGGGGAAAUGAACCGGCCCGCCGCCCGUCAGCGCGAACCGCUCGGUCGGUCGGGCGACUCGGAAACGGGGAGCAGCAAGACAGCCGGGCGCGGAGAAGCAAGACGAGAGAGGAGAGGUAGGCUCGUUUUGAACGACGGUGGGAGGAGGAACGCGGAGUAAGCCGGCCAAACCCAUGCAAGGGGGAAGGUGGACGGAGUUACACACGCUGACUGCUCGCAUUAUUAUGUAAGCGGGCGUUUAAAGAAACGUCGACAGCGGCUGCAGAAGCUCCGGCCGCAAAACUCGCCCCUCCGCCGGUCGACCAGACUCCCACCUGUCGUUGGGCCGCCGCCACGUAUUUGUGAUUCGUUCGCGUAUUUCGCUUUCCCCCCAAACCCGCGUGUGUCCUCGCCGACAUGUCCUCCCACCGUGCGCUCAGCCACGCCGAGGCGAGGCGAGUGGCUAUUUUCGGCGGCACGCACGGCAACGAGAUGUCCGGCGUGACUCUGGUGAACCUGUGGAUGAAGGACCGCGCCGAGAUCCAGCGCCGAGGCGUGGACACCAAGCCCUUCAUCGCCAACCCGCGAGCCGUGGAGAAGUGCGCGAGAUACGUGGACACGGACCUGAACAGAGCCUUCACCGCGGAGAACCUCAGUGCCCCUGGUGGAACUGACCUGCCCUACGAGGUGCAAAGGGCCCAGGAGAUCAACAGGAUGUUUGGACCUAAAGGAAGCCCAGAGGCCUACGACGUGAUCUUUGACCUCCACAACACCACUUCCAAUAUGGGCUGCACUCUCAUACUGGAAAGCUCCAAAGACCAUUUCAACCUGCAGAUGAUGAACUACAUCAAGAAAGCCAUCGCUCCCGCCAGUUGUCCGGUCCUGCUGAAUGAACACCCUCUCCUCAAGUACUCCACCUCGCGCUCCGUGGCCAAGCACCCCGUGGGCCUGGAGGUCGGCCCGCAGCCUCAAGGGGUUCUGAGGAGCAACAUCUUCGAGGCGAUGAGAGUAAUACUGAAACACGCCCUGGACUUCAUCGAGCUGUUCAACGAAGGCAUGGAGUUUCCUCCCUGCUCGGUGGACGUGUUCAGGGUGUCGGAGCGAAUGGACUACCCCCGAGACACCAACGGGAACAUCAUCGCCAUGGUGCACCCCAAUCUACAGGACUGCGACUGGGAGCCGCUGAACCCCGGCGACCCCAUGUUCCAGACGUUCGACGGAAACACCAUCCACUACGAGGGCCCCGGCACCGUCUACCCCACCUUUAUCAACGAGGCGGCCUACUACGAGAAGCAGCAGGCGUUCGUGACCACCAGGCGGGAAACCUUGGUGGCCAAGGCCAUCAGGAAAGCAUAGGGGACCGCCAGACGCCCGUGUGUGUGUGUGUGUGUGUGUGUGUACAAGGCCUCAGCAAUAAUCUCUAACGAGUGUUCGACUUUAACGUUCUGUCUCAAGUCACGUUCUUCCAUCGCGGUUAUCAGAGAGCCAGGAUAUACUACGUUGAUUUACUUUCCUCCGUGUUCGCUAUCCAGAGAAAUCGAUUAACUAUGCAAAGAAAAUUCGAGGAGUCACUACAAUGGGCAGUACUGUGAAAGUGUUUGAUACAAAGACCAUAUUGUUGUGAUGAGUAUUUAUGCUACGAUGAUUAUUUGCACAAGUAUUUAUAUUAAACCGGGUAGUUUUUUUUUUUAUAACGCAUAUAUUUUUAGGCUUAAUCAUGAACCGCUUACGAGUCGCGACUCGAUUCGGAAGGAGACUAACGCUACGUGUCACCUAACUCCUCAGGAAGGCCAUUAGAUAUCAUAACCUGCAACUUUUGGCCAUAAGUCUUCUUUCUACUUUUCUGCAGAUAUAUAUAAAAAAAUAAAAAAGGAGGGGGGGGCGGGGUUUGAAAUCACGAGGACAGCAUUUCGUGGCCUUUAACUGCAACAGCACAACUUGACACUAGCUACCUGUAACUGGUUGUAUUUAUGGUGCUGUCCUACUACUACUACUGCCUUAAUAGACUUAAAAUUGCACAAUAAAUUCAGGAUAUUUUAAUAUGAAACGUUAGUAUAUGUUUUUUUUCAACAGUCGGAACAAAAUUGGGAGCAUGUUUUUUAUUUUAUUUGUUGUCAUUUUUUGGUAUAAAUUAAUUUAAAGUGUGACCGGAUAUGACGUCUUCUCUAAUCUUGACCUGUCUGUUGACGUCUGCUGACUUGAAUUACUGCGGAUCUUAUGGUAAUUCUGUUUUCUUUGUGCAUUAUUUUUGUGGCAUUGUUGUCAUUACUGGUACAUGUUGAUUAACCCUGAAGUCCUGUGGAAAGGAUACGAUCAAUAAAUAUACCAUUAUCAUAUACUCA